Miscanthus lutarioriparius is the source of this 303-nucleotide messenger RNA. NCBI's taxonomy places the organism in Eukaryota, Viridiplantae, Streptophyta, Magnoliopsida, Poales, Poaceae. The record is from the annotation of a GenBank genome assembly.
AUGUGGAAGUGGAACCAUAGAAAACCCAGUCUCACGAGGUAUGGGCCACAGACGAAGCUGAAACAAGCUUCUCCUGGCUGUGUUGUCCUUGCUUGCUGGCUAGCCCCAGAAUACCUCUCCUCCGUAGGCGCGUGGGAUGAGGCAAGGCACCGAGGCGGACAGAGGCGCUGGAGCAGAAUCACCGGGCGUGAACGGGGCAGAGUAGCUGGGGGUGUAGGCUGGGCAGAGUCACUAGCAGGAUGGUGGGCAGGGCAGAGCGACGAGAUAAGCAGGGGUGGAGAAAUGGACAACAACCGGAUGUAG